CAGACGCUGCUCUACCACAAGCCGAAAGGCCUAGUCGUCACUCACUCGGACGAGCUCGGCCGGGAGACUGUCUACUCGCGGCUGAUGUCCGACGCGGCUCUGCCGGCGGCGCUGCGGCAGCAGGGCGCGCUGCACGCCGUCGGGCGGCUCGACCAGAAUACAUCCGGGCUGCUCCUGCUGACGACGGACGGCCGCCUGCUGCACCACGUCACCAACCCGACCGCGCACUCGCGGGCGGCCGCGGGCAGCUACGCGGAGGGCGGCGGCGCCGUGAGCAAGACGUACGUCGCUAGAGUGGCGCGGCUCAACGCGUCUGCAGUCGAACGGCUGCGGCGCGGCGGCGUGGGCCUCGGCGGGGGGCUCGGGGAGAGCGGGCCGGCCGAGGUGGAGCUGCUCGAGGAGCGAGGCGCGAGCUGCACGCUGCGGCUCACGCUGCGCGAAGGGAAGAACCGGCAGGUGCGGCGGAUGCUGCACGGCGUCGGCUCGUCGGUGAUCGAGCUGCGGCGGACGCACGUGGGACGCCUCUGCCUCGGAGAGCUCCCCGCGGAGGGGGAGGUGGAGGAGGAGGAG
Molecule: messenger RNA, 570 nt
Organism: Emiliania huxleyi CCMP1516
Lineage: Eukaryota; Haptophyta; Isochrysidales; Noelaerhabdaceae
Exons: 2
Biological process (GO): pseudouridine synthesis
Molecular function (GO): RNA binding; pseudouridine synthase activity
Source: RefSeq, a predicted model, not a curated record